Messenger RNA from Beta vulgaris subsp. vulgaris (sugar beet), 3919 nucleotides. RefSeq names its product B3 domain-containing transcription factor ABI3. The transcript has 6 exons. The record is from RefSeq and is a predicted model, not a curated record. NCBI's taxonomy places the organism in Eukaryota, Viridiplantae, Streptophyta, Magnoliopsida, Caryophyllales, Amaranthaceae. The coding region runs from base 1035 to 3446 and encodes 803 amino acids. Gene Ontology annotation, molecular function: DNA binding; DNA-binding transcription factor activity.
GUAGUUUCAUAAUAUCAAUUUUUUAAUAUUUUUUAUUAAUACGGAAUUGAAGAUAUGAAAUGUCAAAAUUACGUGUUGGAGAUCGUGUAAAAAAGAAACAAGCACUAUAAAUGGAGUAGUUGUUUUCUUAAAAAAAAAAAAAAUAGUUUAUGGUUUAUCCACUAGCAUUCUCGCUCCCAAAAAAGCUUUCAGAAAAGUCCAAAUUCAAAAAGGACGAAAGAAAAAAAAAACUUUAGAGAAAAAACCACAAACAGAAAUGGGGGUAUUCUGAAGGACAUAUUUUGAAUCCAAAACAGUUUUUAACUUCUACGAGUACUUCCCCUAAAAAAACACCUUCUGUGAGCACUUUUCUUUCUUCUCUCUGACUCUCUCUACCCAUUUUCUUCAUCUUCCUCAAAAACUUUGUUUUUUUUUUUGACAGUUCCUCAAAAACUUUGUUAAUUUCGCCACCUUUGCUAAUCUCAUUAAUCCUUCUCUUCAUAACCCAUACUAAUCAUGGGUUAAUUUUGAUUUUCACUUGUUAAAUUAAUCCCAUGAACGAUUAAUAAAAUAAUUAGCAAGUGGAGAUGAAACUAAUAUAUAUAUUCAAUUAGCAGAAGUAGAAGAUAAGGAAUAUAAUCCUAGAUUCUAUAGUUUGUUGUUUUUGUUUCUGCAAGUGGGUGUAAGUUUAAAAUUUUGUAGGUCGCUUUCUAGAUUUCCCAAUUCAAGAGUUCUAUUUUUGUGGUUGAUAUUAUCCAGAUAGUUUAUGUUGCUUUCUUAACCCAAAAAAAGGGUCCCCAUCUUUUCUUUUUGCUUCCUUAAUCAAGUACAAAAAAAGCAAGAUUUUACUACAUAACAUGUUAUAUAUCUACAUCAGUCUUACCCUUUCUACCGAAAUUUUAUCCUAAUCUCUCUCCUCCGUACACUACAGAAUAACUCCUUUUUUUGGUCAUUUUCUUUCUCCUCAACUUCCACACUAACCCACUUACAAGGGUUUUUUCUGAUUCUUCAAAAAAAAAAAUUUGUAUAUUGUUUUUUUUUUUGAGAGGAAUUUGAUGGUAAUGAAUGAGGGGAUGAAGAAUUUGGAGUUGCAUGGCGAAGAUCUGCAAGAAUUUGGGGUGUUUCAUACUCCUCAAGAAGGUAUGAAAGAUGAGGAAGAGAUCUGGUUUGAAACCGCUUCUUUGCAACAAGAAAAUAUUGAUAAUAGUGUUAAGAACAACAAUGAAAUUAAUACUGAUAAUGAGUUUUUAGAUGUGGAUGUAAGCGAUCCAUGUUCUUUGUUCUGUGCUGAUUUCCCGGCACUACCAGAUUUCCCUUGCAUGUCGUCUUCGUCUUCAUCGUCUUCGACUCCAGUUGGUACUACGAAGCCUUUUGGUGCUUGUUCGACGGCUACGUCGUCUUCUGCAUCCACCGCUUCAUCUGGGGCUGCUUCAUGGGCUGUUUUAAAGUCGGAUGCAGAUCAUGAUCCAUCUUCAUCGACAGCAGUAUCAGUAGACAUUGUGGCUCCUCCACCGAUGGAUCAUCGUCGAGAAGUAUCUCAGGAGGGAGUAGGGAUGGUGUUGGAUGAUGUGGAUCAGUGCAUGGAUAUUAUGCAGAAUUUUGGGUGCAUAGAUUUGCUUGAGAACACUGAUAUUUGCUGGGACCCAUCUCCGUUGUUCGAAGAAAAUGGAGAUGGGGAUGAGCGCGAAGAUAACCAUUAUCGGUUUCUUCAGUCGGCGGAAGUUAUAGAGAAUAAAAUUGUGGAUGACGAUGAUGAUGAUAGGGUGUUUGAAAAGUUCAUGCAGCAGCAGCAGCAGCAAUGUGGUGGUAGUAUUACUACAAGUCAUACUACUAGUGGUGGAGUGGUGGAUGUUGUUUUUGGUCAAAGCAGCGGAGGCGGUGAAGACGGUGGGGUAAACUUUGGAUCGGGUUCGUCUCCGGAUGAUUUAGCUAUGGUGUUCUUUGAGUGGUUGAAGUCUAAUAAAGAGAUGAUAUCAGCGGCGGAUUUGAGGAAUAUUAAGAUUAAGAAGUCCACCAUAGAGAACGCAGCGAAAAGGUUAGGAGGUGGUAAAGAAGGGAUGAAACAGUUGCUGAAGUUGAUAUUGCAGUGGGUGCAAAAUCAUCAUCUUCAGAAUAAGCGUAUGACGACGGCCGUUGAGGAUGAAAUUCAAGUUGCUAGUGUAAACAAUAGUCAUAACCCUAGCUACUCAAUCCAAGAGCAUGCUAAUAAUGAGAAUAAUAACAAUAAGAAUAGUACUACUCCUAGUGAACCUAGUGGUAACCCUAGUGGUCAAACAGAGCAGCAGUGCUUCAGCCCGACAACGUGGCUGCAGCCUACUCCUGCUCCGUCCUCGUUUGUGAGUGAUUCAGCUCCCAUGGUCUCGUUACCGGCCCCGCCUCCUCCCGCAGGGUUUGGACCUGGGGUUGGUUAUAUGGGUGGGGAUUUGUAUUCGGGUGGUACGCCGAUGGCGUCCUAUCCACCUCCUAUGCCGCCAUCGGAUUACCACCACUCAUGGGGACCCACCCCGAUGCAGUAUGGGUUGGGUCCACAUUACGGGUCGUUUGGUGAUGCAACUCAGUUUGGAGGGUAUGGAAACCCUCCUGCAUAUCCGGGGUUCUAUUAUCAUCCAGGCCCUGCCGAGGGGUUAGUGAGGUUGGGGUCGUCUGCAACAAAAGAGGCUCGGAAGAAGCGGAUGGCGAGACAGCGGAGGUUCUUCUCUCAUAAUCAUAGGAGUUCGCAUACUAAUAGUCAGAACAAUAAUAAUAGUAAUGGUGUGGUUAAUCAGCAGAUGAUUAAUCAGAUGGCUGAGCAGCAUGCAGCUGGUAUAGGGAAUGGAAAUUGUGGGGUUGCUCCACAUGGGAAUUGGGUGUAUUGGCCUCCUCCACCUCCAUCGCAUGUGCCACCGCCUCAAGUGAACCGUUCGGGUCCUAUGGUAGGGCAAAUGAUGCCACCACAGCCAGCUAUUGAAAGGCCCGGGAAUGGCUUUUCAAAGCAAGUUGGAAUUGAGAAGAAACAGGGUUGGAAAACGGAGAAGAAUUUGAGAUUCCUUCUUCAAAAAGUGCUGAAACAAAGUGAUGUGGGUAACCUAGGGAGGAUUGUAUUACCCAAGAAGGAAGCAGAGACGCAUUUGCCGGAGCUAGAGGCGAGGGACGGGAUUCCCAUUGCAAUGGAAGAUAUCGGCACCUCUCGUGUGUGGAACAUGCGUUAUAGUGUCAGGUUUUGGCCUAACAAUAAAAGUAGGAUGUAUCUCCUUGAGAACACAGGGGAUUUUGUAAGAUCAAAUGGACUCCAAGAAGGGGACUUCAUUGUUAUAUAUUCAGAUGUUAAAUGUGGCAAAUAUAUGAUAAGAGGAGUGAAAGUACGGUCGCAACAGCAAAGCAUGAAGGCUGAAACAACCAACAAGAAGUCAAACAAGACCCAAAAAACUGAAGGAACCUCCUCCCCAGCCGGAAGACUGUCAUCUUCUCCAAAUAUUAUGCAAAGUUAAUAGUUUGUACUUUGAGUUAUUGUUCAUAGAACUCUUUUACGUAACUAUGAACUUCAGGUUUUACCCACCCCAUUCAGUGGUGAUUUAGUCAAUAAACAUAGAGGGGUGGUGGUUGCAAAUUAAUUGCGUAUGCAUGGUUUUCUGCUCCUAUAUUUCGGCAUGUCUCAUCAGAGGAAGAGGGGUCAAGAUAUAUGAUUAAAGUCGUAACUGCUAGCACUUUCGUCGAAUUGGGUGCUUGUUGAGGAGGAGAUUAUGGGUAGGACUCAAUAAUCAUUAUGGCCGGCAUUUGGAAGCAUUUGUAUGUUGAAACUUGUACUAUUUUGUAAUAAUGUAUCUAUUGUCAAAAAUGUGAUGUGGUAUUGUGGCAUGUAUUAUUGGAAACAUUGAGCUACAAUAGCAUAAAAAUCUGAAUGUAAUAUUGUAACUUGUGGAUUUGUGGGUUAAAUAAAUAUGUACCAAUGCGGUUAUGAAUA